Molecule: messenger RNA, 1342 nt
Organism: Epinephelus moara (kelp grouper)
Lineage: Eukaryota; Metazoa; Chordata; Actinopteri; Perciformes; Serranidae
Product: gastrula zinc finger protein XlCGF8.2DB-like
Exons: 1
Coding region: 32-988 (318 amino acids)
Biological process (GO): regulation of transcription by RNA polymerase II
Molecular function (GO): RNA polymerase II cis-regulatory region sequence-specific DNA binding; DNA-binding transcription factor activity
Source: RefSeq, a predicted model, not a curated record
CUCACAGCUUCAUCAAAGACACACUGAACAUAUGGAAACAGAAGUUGAAGUAGAGGACUGGGGAGGACCAGAACCAGAUACACAUCUACAACUUGAGUCUGAUGACAAGACUGGAAAGUCUUCUGAACCUGAGACUGAUGACAGCGAUGAUUGGAAAGAGACCAGAGAACCUCAGUCAGGUUUAAACUCUCUUAAAACUGAUCAAGUCCCUGUCAGUGACUUGAUUGGUGGUAAAAAACCAUUUAGCUGCUCUGAGUGUGGGAAAAGAUUUGGUCAAACUGGAUAUCUGAAGGAACACAUGAAGACUCAUACAGGAGAGAAACCAUUUAGCUGCUCCGAGUGUGAAAAAGCAUUUAGAUGCAAGUCAGCUCUGAAGGAACACAUGAACACCCACACAGGAGAAAAACCAUACAGUUGCACUGACUGUGGGAAAAGAUUUGGUUACAGGGGAGCAAUGAGGAUGCACAUGACAUUGCAUACAGGAAUAAAACCAGUGAGCUGCUCUGAGUGUGGGAAAGGAUUUGACAACAAAGGAAAAUUGAAGAUACACAUGAGAAGCCAUACAGGAGAGAAACCUUUCAGCUGUUCAGUUUGUAGAAAAUCAUUUAUGUGCAGUGGACGUUUACGCAUUCACAUGAAAUUGCAUUCUGGAGAAAGCUUCAGCUGUUCAGUUUGUCAGAAAUCUUUUAUACUGAAAGGGAACUUGAAAGCACACAUGAAAACUCACACUGGAGAGAAACCUUACAGGUGCACUGUUUGUAUGAAAUCUUUUCUACAGAAAGGGACCUUGGAGGAACACAUAAGAACUCACACUGGAGAGAAACGUUUUUGCUGCAGUGUUUGUAUGAAAUCCUUUACACAGAGUGGGAACUUGAAAGCACACAUGAGAACUCACACUGGAGAGAAACCUUUUCGCUGCAGUGUUUGUAUGAAAUCUUUUACACAGGGUGGAAUUUUAAAGACACAUAUGAAAACCCACACAGGAUAGAAUAGAAUUUUCAGAUAGAAAAUGACUUUUCAACUCCUCCCACAAAGACUUUAAAUUGUUCCAAACUACAGUGGAUUGAGAUCUACUUGAUACUUUUAUACUCAUGUUAUAGUUUAGUGUCCUGUGCUGCCACCCUUUAAACCGCUGUAGCUCCAGUGCUGUGUGCAAAAACAUUCAUGUACGGCCCUGCUGUUUAUUUUACAUAUUUUUCAUUUACAUGUUGUGCAGCUGUAUAUGUCAAAGCAGGUUUUAAAAAAAAUUCCCUGUCUCUGCCUUUUAUUUUGAUCACAGUCUGUUUUUUUAAAACUGCUUGUGGCAUCUCAAAUGUGGCUUUGACUUGCAGCUGGAAACAUG